AGCACAAAAAGACACUCGCUCUCUCUCUCUGUCCCCUUAUGAAUUAUGAUAUAAAUAUCUUCUCACCAACUCCUUAAAAUCUCGGCAGAAAAGUUUGCACCACAUUCUGGGCUCAAACUUGUCACUUGUUGAUCUUUAGCAUCUCAUCAGAUUCGAUUCAUUUCCCAAUUCCCAUAUUUCAGGGCCUGUGAGAAACAAGUUUUUAGUAUCUCGAUUUUGUAGCCAAUAUUUUUGUGUUACUGAAUCAGAUCAGGAAAGGCGGUGCUGGGGAAAGGAAGCAAAUCUUGAUAUAUCGAAGACAUGGGAUCCGGUCAAUGGAUGGUAGAGAAGAGAUCUGGUUUAGAAAAUGAUUCGUUUCUAAAGGAACAUGAGACUCCGUCUGAAAGUGGGUGCCUUUCAAUUAUUGUUCUUGGUGCUUCUGGUGAUCUAGCCAAGAAGAAGACUUUCCCUGCUCUCUACCAUCUUUAUCGCCAGGGGUUUCUGCACCCAGAUGAAGUCCACAUUUUCGGAUAUGCAAGGACUAGGAUUUCAGAUGAUGAACUUAGAGAUCGAAUCCGUGGAUAUCUUGGCAAAGAAGCUGAAGUAGUAUCAAAGUUCUUGCAACUGAUCAAAUAUGUAAGUGGUUCUUAUGAUACUGAGGAUGGCUUUCAGCUAUUGGAUAAGGAAAUUUCACAGCAUGAAGUAUCAAAAAACAGUGCAGAAGGAUCAUCUCGAAGACUAUUUUAUCUUGCACUUCCCCCCUCAGUGUAUCCAACUGUCUGCAGGAUGAUCAGAAAAUGUUGCAUGAAUAAAUCUGAUAAUGGUGGAUGGACUAGAAUUGUCAUUGAGAAACCUUUUGGCAAAGAUUUGGAAUCUGCAGAAAAUCUCAGUGCCCAUAUUGGAGAGUUGUUUGAAGAAGCACAACUUUUUCGUAUCGAUCACUACUUGGGAAAAGAAUUAGUGCAGAACUUGCUAGUUCUCCGUUUUGCAAAUCGCUUCUUUUUACCUCUUUGGAACCGCGACAACAUUUCCAAUGUUCAGAUUGUGUUUCGGGAAAAUUUUGGAACUGAAGGUCGUGGUGGAUAUUUUGAUGAAUAUGGGAUUAUUCGUGAUAUUAUUCAAAAUCACUUAUUACAGAUUCUUUGUCUGGUUGCCAUGGAAAAGCCCGUUUCUCUCAAACCUGAAUAUAUUCGGGAUGAGAAAGUGAAGGUUCUUCAAUCAGUACUUCCAAUCAGAGAUGAAGAUGUUGUUCUUGGACAGUAUGAAGGCUACAGGGAUGACCCAACAGUUCCUGAUCAAUCAAAUACCCCAACAUUUGCUACUGUUGUUCUGAGAAUACAUAAUGAAAGAUGGGAAGGGGUUCCUUUCAUACUAAAGGCAGGAAAAGCAUUACAUUCAAGCAAGGCAGAGAUACGUGUUCAAUUUAAGGACGUUCCUGGUGAUAUAUUCAAAUGUCAAAAGCAAGGAAGGAAUGAGUUUGUAAUACGCCUGCAACCCUCAGAAGCCAUGUACAUGAAACUUACGGUCAAGCAGCCUGGACUCGAGAUGUCUACUGUUCAAAGUGAACUGGACUUGUCAUAUAUGCAACGUUAUCAAGGGGUUCCCAUCCCGGAGGCAUAUGAACGUCUGAUUCUUGACACAAUUAGGGGCGAUCAGCAGCAUUUUGUUCGCAGAGAUGAAUUGAAGGCAGCAUGGGAGAUCUUCACACCCCUUCUGCACAGGAUUGACAAUGGUGAAAUGAAGCCAAAGGAAUACCAACCAGGCAGCCGGGGUCCAGUCGAAGCAGAUGAACUGCUGGCAAAAGCUGGUUAUGUUCAAACACAUGGCUAUAUCUGGAUUCCUCCUACAUUGUAGAAAUGUAGCCUGCAUGGAAUAAGCUGCUGUGCAGUUUCCCUAAGAAUAGUAUAAUUUUUAGUUAUGAAAUACUACCUGAGGUGUUUGUGUUUUAUGUACUGCGGCCUUCAGCUAAGCUUGUUGAGAGAAUUUGCUUUGGCAUGUGAGCAGUCUCCACUCGGAAUAUGUAUAAUAAGUACGUGUCUACGUGAGGAAAUAAGGAAAUAAAAUUGCUUUAAGCCGUUGCCAGUGUGUAA
Messenger RNA from Populus trichocarpa (black cottonwood), 2069 nucleotides. RefSeq names its product glucose-6-phosphate 1-dehydrogenase 6, cytoplasmic. Bases 301 to 1833 code for a protein of 510 amino acids. The transcript has 16 exons. The record is from RefSeq and is a predicted model, not a curated record. NCBI's taxonomy places the organism in Eukaryota, Viridiplantae, Streptophyta, Magnoliopsida, Malpighiales, Salicaceae. Gene Ontology annotation, molecular function: NADP binding; glucose-6-phosphate dehydrogenase activity. Gene Ontology annotation, biological process: pentose-phosphate shunt, oxidative branch; glucose metabolic process. Gene Ontology annotation, cellular component: cytosol.